AGGGCCCGGCCCGGCCCGGUGCCCGUCGCCGCGUCGGAGGGCUCCGAAGAUGUCCAACAGCAACACGGCCCAGGAGUCCCUGGAAAUUAUGAAGGAAUCGGAAAAAAAGGUGGUUGAGGAGUCUGUGAACAAAACCAAAUAUGUCUCCAGGUCACCAAGCAAGGAGGAGGUGGAGAAGGAUGGGGGGGAGGAGGUCAACGUGCGCCAGGAGUCUCAGAGGAGAACGUCGAGCCACGGACACGCCAGGAAAAGAGCCAAGUCUAAUUCAAAGCUCAAACUGGUCAGGAGCUUGGCUGUGUGUGAAGAGUCCUCGGGCCCCUUUGUGGAUGGGCUGCUGGAGUCCCAGGACAUCAUCCAGCUGCACGUGAGCUGCCCCUCUGACAAGGAAGAGGAAAAAUCCACGAAAGAUGGGGUGGAGAAAGAAGAAAAAGACAAGAAUAAAGAAAAAACCCCAAGGAAGAUGCUCUCUCGAGAUUCCAGCCAGGAAUACACAGACUCCACCGGAAUAGAUUUGCAUGAAUUUUUAGUAAAUACACUGAAAAAAAACCCACGGGAUCGAAUGAUGCUGCUCAAAUUGGAACAGGAGAUCCUGGAAUUCAUUAGUGAUAACAACAAUCAGUUCAAGAAGUUCCCUCAGAUGACCUCGUACCACAGGAUGCUGCUGCACCGGGUCGCUGCCUAUUUUGGGAUGGAUCACAACGUGGACCAGACUGGGAAGGCUGUCAUCAUCAACAAGACCAGUAACACACGAAU
Molecule: messenger RNA, 753 nt
Organism: Neopelma chrysocephalum (saffron-crested tyrant-manakin)
Lineage: Eukaryota; Metazoa; Chordata; Aves; Passeriformes; Pipridae
Product: R3H domain-containing protein 2-like
Exons: 8
Molecular function (GO): nucleic acid binding
Source: RefSeq, a predicted model, not a curated record